AUGUAUUCGGAAGAGGAUAUAAAUCAUGAGGAACCUUCAAGCCUUGACACCCUGAAGCAAAAGUUUGAUCGAUUAUUCGAAGCUUCAAAAUUUCAAAAUUUUGCGACCGUGUCCGUUGUGACAUUUAUUGGAUUUUCACAAAGUGACACGACUUCGAAAAUAAGUUCAAUCGCUAAUGCAAUUAUUGAAAAGAACGUGUUUGGACAAUCGGCCUGUUGCGUUAAAAAUUGUAACUGUCGGUCUAACAGAGCGAGUUUAGUGGCAACAAAUGGUAAAAAUCACUGUUUAUGGAUGCAUUGCGAUCCAUCAAAGAAUACGAUAUAUCUUUUGAUGGAUUCAGUAAACAAUUCUGAAACAUUUUUACAAUUAUGGCAGGAGGUUCAACCUACCAUUGAGAAUGAGCAAGAAUUUCAGAGUCAAAUUUGGAAAGAUGAACAUGUUUGCUUGCGAAUGUUAGUGUUCGCAUUUAUGUUAUCUCAUGUGGUGGUAUUGGCACAGCCGAUAUCAAAAUUAGAUUCCAAUAUGGUUUCCUUGCUUCGAACCCUAUCUUCAGUCAAACGGCAUAUUAUGCCACAUGCGAAUAAUUUCAUUAAUUUGUGCCUGAACCAUUUAGAGAUACCUCUACCAUAUGGAACAUCUUUCAUGGGCGGAUACGGUGGUAGUAGCCGAACGGGGACUGCUCAGGGUGGAAUGAUGACACCUGGACGAUGUGUUCCUUUCAUCAUUUUUUUAUUUCAGGAGGUUCAACUAUCUACCGUCUCUAUAAUAGAUGGAAAUAAAUCAGAAGCAAGUAGCAUAAAAAGGAUAAAAGAAGCUUUACAAGCGCGUAUUCGCUUUUUAUUUCGUACAUGCCAUCUUGUGCAAACUAGUGAUUUGCAUGCGUCAUUUGAUAGCCGUCAACUCUUUACACUCCCACCUCCUUCUUCACAAUUCUUUAUUCAUCUUAUAACGCGUGGGUCUACGGGCAAUUUAUUGUCAUCAGAUCCACCUUUUGCUUUCAUCUCUAACAUAAAGCCUCAUGAAAAUGAAAAAAUGGACAUUGAGUCUUUAUUGCGUAGGCGCAAACUUGAUUUAAGAAAUGCUGACCAUUUUGAAAUAAAAUUAUUAAAAGAUUUUGCUCUUGGUUGGAUAAAAUGGGCUGCAACUGGUUAUCCGAGGAGUUUUAUUAAGCGUGGAAUGGCACCAAGCGAGCUUCCGAAUGCCAAGCAGUGGAUUGCAGGUUGUAUUGCCCUACAAGAGUUAUUAUUUGGCAAACUUGGGAAAAAGAUUUUAGAACGAAAAAGUUUCAGUGCCGUAGAUGAUACCCUUAAUAGGAGAUUAAAAGAUUGUGUGCAAGUUAAUAGUCGAUAUUCUGCAAAUCAUUGUGCUCAAGUGUUGAGGAAAGCUAUCGAUAUAUAUUUGUUAGAAUCACCUACAUAUUAUACUAAACAAUAUCACGAAAUUAAGGCAAAUCAUGACUCAGAUAAUGUUGAUGGGGAGAAAUGUAAUGUUAAAAAAGCAGUAAGGCACAGGAGUGCAUUUCAAGCACUUCAUGCAUGCAAUUGUGGGAGAAGUUGCCGAGAAAGAGAAGACCCAUUUGAUUUAGUGGAUGCCAAUGUAACUUUCUUCCAAUUUCCAAAUUGUUGUAAUUCAGAAGGUUAUAACUACCUCGUAUUACCCAUUGAGCACCAAAUUUCCACUUCAAUGUGGUCACUCAUGCAGAUUGGUUCUGGUUCAACAUAUCGUUCUAAUUCUGGUUUAGAUAAAUUGGAAGGCUUUAUCACAAAUGCGAAUUUCCUUUUACCACUGGAAAUUCCAUUGAUAGCUAAUUUAACGAAAAAAGUUCAAGAUGAAUUGACGAGAGUGAAAGAAACGCACGGGUGGACAAUUGAUGUAGUUGGUAAUGAUAUCAAUAAAGUUAAGAAAUCUAGAAUGAAAGAAGAUAAGUUGAUCAAUCCCUCAAGAAAAGGAUUUAAACAAAAAGGAAAAAAUGGAGAUGAUACAAAGAAUGACUGCGGAUCUACGUGGCCGAUAUUAGGAAGUGAAAAUAAUCAGCAAUGGACUAUACCGUCAGCGUUUUAUUUAAAUGAAUUUAUCCAGUUGAUUCGGGAUGUUCAAAAGAAUCCCAUACAACUAGAUGAAACACAAUCUGUCAUAUCAAAUGUGCAAUGUUUCAAGACCGGUGAUAUAAAUAAAGAAAAACGUAAUAGGUGUGAAAGUAAAAAUAGUCAAAAGAAGGAAAGUGAAAAAAUAGUGCCACCUUUUGUAACAGUAACUCCUGUGACAAAGGAUAUUACCAAAGGCGAACAUGCAUUGCUUAAGGGAUACCUAGGCGUUGAGUACGAGUGUCCUCUUGGUCAUAGAUUUAUGAGUUGCGGUGGUGGACAAGUCUGCAAGCUCGGACAUGCAGGACAUAUCAAGGAAACAGCGCAUAACAUAUUAGAGCAGGAUCUACCCAUAUAUAUUCUUUGUCCUUGUAGUAGUUCGACGAACACUUUAACUAUAGCUCAACUGCAACGGAUAAUUAUUGUAACACCUGAUUCAUCAGUAAUGAUGGUGUUGAACCCAAUUAUCAAGGAUGACGCCAUAAUAUCACCGAUGUUCAAUUUACAAAGUGAUGAUCAUAUGUUUAGAGGGAUUUCAUUACCAAGAAACAUUAUUAUGUCCGUUAAAUUGUUCGUUGGUGGUUUAGCAUGGGGAACUGACGACCGUUCUCUUAGGAAUAGGUUUGAAGAGUAUGGCAGCGUUGAGGAUGCCGUUGUCAUUCGCGAUCGUGACACUGGUGAGUGUGUUAUCAUGGCAACUGGUUUAUAA
Dentiscutata erythropus is the source of this 2793-nucleotide messenger RNA. The record is from the annotation of a GenBank genome assembly. Lineage: Eukaryota; Fungi; Glomeromycota; Glomeromycetes; Diversisporales; Gigasporaceae.